CCACACAAGCCCACUCCACCACGGCACAACCACCAGCAGCUCAGUUCAUUUUAGGACGGCCGAGCGGCGUAGUCACGGGAGAAGGGUGCGACAAAUUUAUCAUGUGGUGAAUGUUAGCGAGACUUCCCACCCCACGCAUUCUCCCUCUUUCUCUCUUUAACUGAACGUCAGGGAGUAUUUUACAGCACUGAGCGGUGACUAUGUGCUAAGUUAAAGGGGAACAUUAAAUAGACAAGAUGUUACGCGUUACAAUACACCAUGUCGCUGGGCUGGAGGGAUGCUGGGCAGUCCUCAAAAGGGGUCACCGCAGGGGGCCAUGUGACCUCCGCCGCUUUCAUGCAAGUGCCUCAGCGGGGUCAUCUCUCAUCCCUCAAGCAGAUGACUUUGCUGAACGCCAUAUUGGGCCGCGGAGACAUGACCAGGAGAAGAUGCUGAGUAUGCUGGGGUUCAAGUCCCUGGAUGAACUGACGGAUGCUGCUGUGCCUGAGAACAUUCGUCUGGGGCGUGACCUGGAGGUGGACCGGCCGCUUGGGGAGCACGCCGUGAUUGAACGCAUCCGCUACAUCUCCGAGAAGAAUGAGAUCUGGCGCUCCUACAUCGGCAUGGGCUACCACAACUGCAGGGUGCCGCACUCCAUCCUCAGGAACAUCUUUGAGAACCCUGGCUGGACCACCCAGUACACCCCAUACCAGCCUGAGGUAGCACAAGGACGUCUAGAAUCCCUACUGAACUACCAAACACUAAUCACAGACCUCACUGGACUGCCAGUGGCCAAUGCUUCCCUGCUGGACGAGGGAACGGCCACUGCUGAGGCUGUAGCUCUUGCCUUCAGGCAGAACAAGAGGCGAAAAGUCUACCUCUCGGAGAAGCUGCACCCACAGACCUUGGCAGUAGUGCAGACAAGAGCUAUACCCCUCGGCCUUGAAGUACUCAUUGGUAACAUUGCGGAGAUUGACUUCUCCAACCGGGAUGCCUGUGCUGUGGUCUUCCAGUACCCUGACACUGAGGGAGCCAUUACAGACUUCUCGGAGGUCAUUCAGAAUGCUCAAACUAACGGGACCAUGGUGGUGUGUGCUACUGACCUCCUGGCACUCACCAUCCUUCAGCCCCCUGGGGAUAUGGGGGUAGAUGUAGCUGUGGGGACCUCUCAGCGUCUCGGAGUCCCCCUGGGGUAUGGCGGUCCUCAUGCAGGGUUCUUCGCCUGCAAAAGUCCUCUAGUUCGACUCAUGCCUGGAAGGAUGAUUGGGGUUACCAGGGAUGCCAAUGGGAAGGAAUCCUACAGACUGGCAUUGCAGACUAGAGAGCAGCACAUCCGCAGAGAUAAGGCCACCAGUAACAUCUGCACCGCUCAGGCUCUGCUCGCCAACAUGUCAGCGAUGUUUGCAGUGUACCACGGCCCACACGGACUCAAGAACAUUGCCAACCGGACCCACAAUGCUGCCAUUAUUCUGAAGCGUGGGCUGGAGGACGCCGGGCACAUUGUCGAGAAUCAAUUCUUCUUUGAUACUUUGAAGGUGAAUGCUACAUUGGCCACAAGUGAGAUCAGGAUGCGAGCCCAACAGAAAGAGAUCAACCUUCGCUACUUCAGGGAUGAGACGGUGGGCAUUGCUCUGGAUGAGACAGUGGAGAAGCAGGAUCUGGACGACCUCUUCUGGGUGUUCAACUGCAGGAACACAACAGCUGAUAAGGUGACUAAACACAUAGGAGACCAAGCACUGCCACCGGAACACCUGACCAACACACAGUUCAAACGCACCUCGGAGUUCCUGACACACCCGAUCUUCAACACACACCACUCAGAGACUCAGCUGGUGCGCUACAUGAAGAUCCUGGAGAACAAGGAUGUCUCCCUGGUGCACUCCAUGAUCCCCCUGGGCUCCUGCACCAUGAAGCUCAACAGUUCUACCGAGAUGAUGCCGUGCAGCUUCCCCCACUUCACCGAGAUCCACCCGUUCGCCCCCCAGGAGCAGGCAUUGGGUUACCGCCUCCUGUUUGAAGAGCUGGAGAAAGACCUGUGUGAGAUUACCGGCUAUGACAAGAUCUCCUUCCAGCCCAACAGUGGUGCCCAGGGUGAGUACGCCGGGCUGCGUGCCAUCAUGUCCUACCUUGACGCACGAGGGGAGGGCCAUCGCAACGUGUGUCUCAUCCCCACCUCAGCCCACGGCACCAACCCGGCCUCUGCUCAGAUGGCUGGCAUGAAAGUGGAGCCUGUCAAUGUGGACAAGGAUGGGUCUAUUGACAUGGGCCAUCUGGUGGGGAAGAUCAAGAAGCAUGAGAAGCAGCUGGCGUGUCUCAUGAUCACUUACCCAUCGACCAAUGGUGUAUUUGAGGACAACGUGAAGGAUGUCUGCCAGAUGGUGCAUGAUGCUGGAGGACAGGUUUACCUCGAUGGCGCCAACAUGAAUGCCCAAGUUGGUUUGUGCCGGCCGGGAGAUAUCGGAUCUGAUGUUUCUCACUUGAACCUCCACAAGACCUUCUGCAUCCCACACGGAGGAGGAGGACCUGGCAUGGGGCCGAUAGGAGUCAAGCGUCACCUGGAGCCAUACCUGCCCAGCCACCCUAUCAUUGAUCCCAUGGCCCUCAUGCAAAAGAGAGCCCGCAGUUUUGGUGUGGUGUCUGCUGCUCCCUACGGUUCUGCUGCCAUUCUUCCUAUCUCCUGGGCCUAUGUCAAGAUGAUGGGGCCGAAGGGACUGCGAGAGGCAACACAGGUGGCCAUCCUCAAUGCUAACUACAUGGCCAAGAGGCUGGAGAAAGACUACAAGGUGCUGUACCGUGGCUCCAAUGACCUGGUGGCUCACGAGUUUAUUCUGGACAUGCGGGAGUUCAAGAAGACAGCGGGCAUUGAGGCGACAGACAUUGCCAAGCGUCUCCAGGAUUAUGGUUUCCACGCCCCCACCAUGUCCUGGCCGGUGGCUGGGAGUCUCAUGGUGGAGCCUACAGAGUCUGAGGACAAAGGGGAGCUUGAUAGGUUCUGUGAUGCAAUGUUGAUGAUUCGCCAGGAGAUCCGUGACCUGGAGGAAGGACGUAGUGAUCCCAAAUGCAACCCGCUCAACAUGUCACCUCACCCACUGGUCACUGUCACCAGCUCCACCUGGGACCGACCCUACACUCGAGAACAGGCUGCCUUCCCUGCUCCUUUCAUCCGUCCUGAAUCGAAGUGGUGGCCAACGGUAGGAAGGAUUGACGACAUCUAUGGUGACCGCAACCUUGUGUGCACGUGUCCCCCCAUGGAGGCUUACACUUCACCCUACGACCAGUGAUGAGAGGAGAGUCACACACUUGAGCUCCUAACACAUGUCCAUCUCCCUUCCUUCCUUUGUUUCCUAGUACCUUCCUGUUAUCUUCCUCCAGUUCACUUCUUUCCUUUCUAUAAAAUGUAUCUUCCUUCUUUCCUUCAUUUUCCAGUACCUUUUUCAAUUAUCCCUUCCUUUCCUUUCAAUCUAGUGUUAUAUCUUCCUUCCUUCAUUUCUCAGUGCUAAAGCUUCCUGUCUUCCUUUAUUCUUAUCAUCCUCUCCACUUUUCUUUCUUCAGUGCUCUUCUAAAAUCUUUUUCUUCCUCUCCAAGUAAUGCUAUGUUUAUCAUCCUUUGUUUCCCCAGUACUUCCUCUUCCUUCUUUCCUUAAUCUCCAGUCUUGACAGCUUCUUUAUGUUGUCUUUCCUUCAGUCCUUAUCUAGAAUCCCCUCCAUUUUCUUUCUUUUCUCUCCCAUUAUUCCUUCCAUCUUUCCUUUCCUUCCUUCCUUUCUACUCCUAACACCUUCCUUCUGUGUGUGUGUGUGUGUGUGUGUGUGUGUGUGUGUGUGUGUGUGUGUGUGUGUGUGUGUGUGUGUGUGUGUGUGUGUGUAGGCACUUGGUAUAUAUAUUGCACUAUUCUCUAAAAAAUGUAUACAUCUUGAUUAUACAAACUUGUGUAUGCAUAUAUAAAACUAUAGAAAUAUACAGUAAAUAUAGGAUCUAAAGCUUAAAAGACAAUAUCAGUGAGAGAGAGAGAGAGAGAGAGAGAGAGAGAGAGAGAGAGAGAGAGAGAGAGAGAAUAUCAUUUACAUAUUAUGCAAUCUAAUGUUGACUAAUACAACUCACAUUUAUUCUGAUCAGUUGUCAAGACUCGUUCAUAGUCAGUAAGGUAAGGCUGUGUGCAAUCAAUACUCCCAGCACUGAGGAACACUUGGUAAGUUCUCCCCACAAACCUUAACAUUAAUGAAAGUGGGAUGCAUUCUCAAACAUUGCACUGUCGGACCUUCCCUAAUAGUAACAGGCUCAAGGAUGUUUUCAAGGGUUUUUCAUGAUUCUUUAGUUUGAUAAGGACUGUGCUUAGGGGAGAAGAAAAGAAUACCCAUGAGAACCAGACUGAAAAUUUCUGUAGUGCUAAAGAGAGGACAAUGUUAAAGGAUCAAAGUUUUUCAUUAGCAUAAAUCAAAUCAAAUGCUGCUUUUUCUACUUUUCUUUUUUUUUUCUGAAAGUUGAUGCACUGAACUAAUUUUAUGUAUGAACCUUUUAUUUUCCAUUUAUUUGAGCUGCACAAUACACAAUGAAUAAAGGUUAUGGAAGCUCA
Molecule: messenger RNA, 4549 nt
Organism: Portunus trituberculatus (swimming crab)
Lineage: Eukaryota; Metazoa; Arthropoda; Malacostraca; Decapoda; Portunidae
Product: glycine dehydrogenase (decarboxylating), mitochondrial-like
Biological process (GO): glycine decarboxylation via glycine cleavage system
Cellular component (GO): glycine cleavage complex; mitochondrion
Molecular function (GO): glycine dehydrogenase (decarboxylating) activity; glycine binding; pyridoxal phosphate binding
Source: RefSeq, a predicted model, not a curated record